Molecule: messenger RNA, 1067 nt
Organism: Hibiscus syriacus
Lineage: Eukaryota; Viridiplantae; Streptophyta; Magnoliopsida; Malvales; Malvaceae
Exons: 1
Coding region: 187-849 (220 amino acids)
Source: RefSeq, a predicted model, not a curated record
UAAUAUAAGCUAUGUUAGCGGGUAAACUUUAAGAAACAUCUCUUGUCUCAAUCUAUCUUACCUGUAUAUUGGACACACCAGUUGGGGACGAAGCAGAAGAUUAGAGCUGUGUCUUUAGUUGCAGAUAGGAACACCAAAGAGAUUAACAAGCCUCUCCAUAAAAACCCUACUGGCAAUUGGCAAACAAUGCCAGUGAUGGAAUCCAUACAAAAGACCAAGAACUUGUCCCACAAGUCAGUUGACAACCUUAAAUCUUUCGUCUCUGUAGGAUACCAAAAGCUAUGCAAACCAACCCUCCCAGACCCCUUCCCUUGCAGUGGUUGUAGCAGGAAGAAAGACCAGAAAGAUCGAUCCUUGGCGGAGGCGGACUUUAGCUACAACUGGGAAGUUGGUCUCGAGAAAUCAAAGAUGACGAACAACGAUGCGAUCGUUGCUACGUCGAUGGCAGAAGAAAUGAGGGACGAAGAGGAAUGUGGUGGGAGCUUAAUGAACUUUUCAGAUAUGAGUCCGCAGAAGAAGGUAAAGGAAACUGGAGGGAAAGAGGAAAAAAAGAAAGUGGGAAGCUCAAAGCUGAGUAAAGGGGAGGAAGGGUACUACUACAAGAGAAAUGGAGAUGGGAGUUAUGCAUUGGCUCAAAAGAUGAAAGAACUGGAGAUGAUGGAUGUUGGUGAUAUGGAACAUGUAUUGGAUGUGGAAGAAGCACUUCAUUAUUAUUCUCGGCUUAAAAGUCCGGUCUACCUUUCGAUCGUCGACAGGUUCUUCAUGGAUAUGUACUCUGAAUUCUAUCUUCCACAGGCCUCUGCCAGCAUCAACAGGUCGAAGCGAAGAUCCGGUUCGAUUCGGUUGUAGAUCCAUGUCUCCGCAUCAACCUGUUUUCUUAUCUAAAUACCUUUUCUUCUCUCUGUUGUGUGUGUGGUCGCAUGUCUGAAUUCCUCUGUUUUUAAUUGCUAUAAUUUGCUUGAGCAUCCAUUGUUAUCAGUAAAACAUAGAAGUUUCAUAUCAAGAUUAAAGAAAUGUAUAUUUGCAUGUAUUUUCGUACAAUAUUAUCAAAUAUUUCUUUGAAUAAA